This is a messenger RNA of Pieris brassicae (large cabbage white), 1329 nucleotides long. Its product is annotated as phospholipase A1-like. The coding region runs from base 104 to 1138 and encodes 344 amino acids. The transcript has 8 exons. Gene Ontology annotation, molecular function: lipase activity. The record is from RefSeq and is a predicted model, not a curated record. Lineage: Eukaryota; Metazoa; Arthropoda; Insecta; Lepidoptera; Pieridae.
AUCACGUCUCGUGGUGUAAAAACUUUGCAUUCAGCACCACUAGAUAUAGGCCGUGUUUAUUAUCAUUCAGUACGUCUUGCUUGACACGCGUGUUUAGUGAAGAAUGUGGUACGAACUAUGGACACUCGUUUUGGUUACUGGUUUCAUACCGUUAAGUGAAAUGGCAAUGUUACGGUGUUAUCAAGGGUCUAUGGAUAAUUACACAACAUUCUCACUGGAUGACCCAACGUCUGUACUGAAGUCCUCAUGUUUCGAUUCAUCUCUACCUACCAUAGUGUAUACAUUUGGAUACAGAGGGAAAUGCACUGGUCCAGCAACCUCAGCUAUGCUAAACGGUUACAUUGACACAAAGAAACGAAACGUCAUCCUACUAGACUGGGAAGAGGAAGCUAAAAGUAAAAUUCUCGGCAUAUCUUUGAGUUACGCCGUGUUUGCAAUACCCAAUAGUAAACGGGUAGGUCAGGAGCUAGGCGCAGCAAUCUUAAAACUUUAUAAAGCUGGGCUUGCCAUGGACACCCUUCACCUCAUUGGUCAUUCACUUGGAGCGCAUCUUAUGGGCUACACAGGAAGAUGGAUUCGCGAGCAAGGAGAGGUCAUACCAAGAAUAACAGGCUUGGACCCAGCGAGAGCUUUAUUCGAAGGAAUUUUAGCUACUCAAACCGGAUUAGAUCGAACCUGUGCAAAGUUCGUAGACAUUGUCCAUACGAAUUCUGGAAAUUAUGGUACCACCAAGUCUGUGGGUACAGUAGACAUCUGGCCCAACUACUCCUCAGAUGGUAUGCAACCUGGAUGCCCCAGAGGAUCACACCCUAUGUUCAGUUGGGAUGACCUAUGCAGUCACAAUAGAGCCGUCGAAUAUUUCGCGGAAUCGUUGAAGAAUGGAACUGACUUUCCUGCAGCUUCAGCUUCAUCGUAUGACAGCUGGAUUAUCUCUGACGAACCUUCAAACGACACCAUUUAUUUAGGCGAACUAGUCAAUAUUCGCUCUCGGGGGAAUUACUACUUAUCAACAAAUGGUCAGUCUCCAUACCAUAAAGGCCUAGGUGGACUUAUCCCCCACGAUCAGGAAAGAAAACGAAGACAUGUGUCGGAAAUGUAUAGUUUAAUGGGAAUUCUGGAAGCAUUGAUUGGCUUUUGAUAAGCAAAUUGCCCCAACGUAGAACAAUGUCGAUACGAAUGGUUUUCGAUUUUAAUAAGAAUAUCUGUUUGUAGUGUGAUUUAGAUUUUAAAUAGAAACUUAACUUUUUUACAGUCAUUACCAAAGGAAUUGUAUUUCCAAAACUUGUGCCAUUAAUUGAUGUAUUGAAUAUUUGAAAAAAAAAACUGGGA